Molecule: messenger RNA, 742 nt
Organism: Impatiens glandulifera
Lineage: Eukaryota; Viridiplantae; Streptophyta; Magnoliopsida; Ericales; Balsaminaceae
Product: protein RALF-like 33
Exons: 1
Coding region: 98-466 (122 amino acids)
Source: RefSeq, a predicted model, not a curated record
UUCCAUUUUUGUACUAGAGAGAGAAGAAAUUGAUUAAAGUAAAGAGAUCACACCAAAACGCUCUCUUCUGAAGAUCUGUGAUAAAGCAGAAGCAUCAAUGGCGUCUUCUUCUUCUUCUUCAAGUUUCUCCAUAUUAUCUAUCUGUUUCAUCGCACUACUACUACUAAUCUCAUCUUACGAAACAUCUGCUAGCGGCGACGCCGACUUGUUUCUCGGAUUGAUACCAAUUAAAUCCGGCUGCGGAAACAUCGGCGAGUGUCUCUCCGAAGAAGAGGAUGAAUUCGGUCUAGAUUCGGAGAUCAACCGUCGGAUCUUAGCGACGACUAAUUACAUUAGUUACGGUGCUUUGCAGAGGAACAGUGUACCUUGCUCAAGAAGAGGCGCUUCUUACUAUAAUUGUAGAUCGGGAGCUCAAGCUAAUCCGUAUAGCCGUGGAUGUAGCGCCAUCACUCGUUGCCGGAGUUAGGUUCUCUUUCUAUCCUUAUCUUUAUCAUCGUUUACUUUUGUUCAUGUUUUGUUGAAAUUGUUCGUAUAGAAGUGAAUAUGGAAAGUGAAGUAGGGAUCUGAUGAUGAUGAUGAUGAUUGGAAAAGAAGAGAUUAAACUAAACAAACAUAUUUGUUGUUCUUAUUAUUCUCGUAACAGAUUUGAAUUUCUGUAUGUGUCUAUCUGUGUAUCUUUCUAUAUAUUAUUAUUAUUAUUGUAUAAGUUCUUCAUCACUACCAAUUUGUCUUUUUGCAUAUA